Molecule: messenger RNA, 4454 nt
Organism: Girardinichthys multiradiatus
Lineage: Eukaryota; Metazoa; Chordata; Actinopteri; Cyprinodontiformes; Goodeidae
Gene: jph3a
Product: junctophilin 3a
Exons: 5
Coding region: 829-3417 (862 amino acids)
Biological process (GO): regulation of synaptic plasticity
Cellular component (GO): endoplasmic reticulum membrane; plasma membrane; junctional membrane complex
Source: RefSeq, a predicted model, not a curated record
GUGUGUUGGUGGGGGAGGGGUAUCGGCUGGGGUGGAACAGUCCUGUAAUGAGCAGAUUUUACAGAGGCAGCAACAGAAAGGCCUAAAAACCAGCAGGGGUUGGAUGACUUGUUGGGAUUUUACAAAAACUCUGGCACGGAGGCGACAAAGAGGGAAGGAUAGCUUCUGCACCUGCAUCCUCAUCCUCGGUAUCCGAGCUGAGCGGAGAACCGGAGAGAAGGAGGGAGAUUUUCACAGGCUGAGUCUGUUUGUGUGGUGAUGGAUGAGACUCUCUGAGACAUGAUUGCUUGUUUCCAGGCCACACUGUAGAGAAACAGGGACUCAGUUUCUCCUCUCCUCUUCUGUGUGUUGGUUGGUUUAAUGGCGUACCAGCGCAGCAGCAUCCUUGUCCUGUAUCCGACUCGGUGCGCCAGGGAUGUGAGGAUGCUCUAAUGUCUGAGUGAGGCGGCUCGGUUGCUGCUGGCGCUCUGUGGGCCUGCUGGAAAAGCCUAGGCCUCGCUUGUCUGGAGUGACUCGGCUGAGGAGCAGGAAGGUGGAGGAGGAGAGGCACUCGGAGUCUGCAUGCCCAGGGGAAGAGGCAUGCAGGGAGGCUGCGUUCAUCUCUCCAGAGCCACCGCCGAGGCGUGGAUUGCUUCUCUGUUUCACUCCUGCAGUUUUUAAAAGGAGCAGCCAGUGUUUUACAUCCUAAACUGAAAGGAGGCGAAGUGAGGCCCUACAUCUCCUGCUACCUGAUCCAAACAAGGCCUCCUCUCCCCGUACUCCCUCUGAGUGAAGCUCCGCUUUAACUUUUCUUCACAUUCUAAGGAUUUGCCUAAACCUGUUUCAUGCAUGUCCACUGGAGGCAGGUUUGACUUUGAUGACGGGGGGUCGUACUGCGGGGAGUGGGAGCAAGGCAAGGCCCAUGGCCGAGGUGUAUGCACUGGGCCCCAGGGUCAGGGUGAGUAUGCGGGGGCCUGGAGCCACGGCUUCGAGGUCCUGGGCGUGUACACGUGGCCCAGCGGGAACAGCUACCAGGGCACCUGGGCGCAGGGCAAGCGCCACGGCAUCGGGGUGGAAAGCAAGGGCCGCUGGGAGUACAGGGGGGAGUGGACGCAGGGCUUCAAGGGUCGCUACGGGCAGCUGGAGAGCACGGCCAGCGGGGCCCGGUACGAGGGGACGUGGAGCAACGGGCUGCAGGACGGCUACGGCACCGAGACCUACUCAGAUGGAGGGACCUAUCAGGGCCAGUGGCUGGCCGGGAUGCGGCAUGGCUAUGGCAUACGGCAGAGCGUUCCAUAUGGCAUGGCAGCAGUCAUCCUCUUUCCUCUCAGAACAUCCAUAAACUCCUUAAGGUCCGAGCACAGCCACGGACCUGCGGCCACACUGGAGGACGGGGUUGCCAACACGCCCGCAGACGGGGUGGUUGCUGGGUUUGCAGGGAGUCCGGUGGGUCGAGGUGGAUUCGCUCUGACGGCUCCAAGUGAAGCGGACCGACAGAGGAAGAGAAAGGGACGAUUCAGGCAGUCCAUCCUCAGCGGCCUGAAGCUGCGGCGCUCCGAGUCCAAGAGCUCCCUGGCCAGUCAGCUCAGCAAGCAGAGCUCCUUCUGCAGCGAGGCCGGCAUGAGCACCGUCAGCUCCGCCGCCUCCGACAUUCACUCCAACGCCAGUGAGAGUGAGCAGGGCGCUCCAGUGGAUGCCACUGUGACUGAAAUGUAUGCCGGGGAAUGGAGGAGCGAUCAGAGGGCUGGCUGGGGCAUAAGCCGGCGUUCUGACGGGCUGCACUAUGUAGGAGAGUGGGCAGUCAACAAGAGGCACGGGUAUGGAUGCACCACCUUCCCAGAUGGCACCAAGGAGGAAGGAAAGUACAAGCAGAACACACUGGUGAGCGGAAAACGUAAAAACCUGAUUCCACUGAGGGCCAGUAAAAUCAGAGAGAAGGUGGACCGAGCUGUGGAGGCUGCAGAGAAGGCUGCAGACAUUGCCAAGCAGAAAGCAGAGAUCGCAAUGUCACGGAUGAGCCACGCCCGUGGGAAGGCGGAGGCUGCUGAAAGGGUGGCGCAAAAAGCGAUGGAGGAGUGCCAACUGGCCCGGAUGACUGCCAAAGAACUCUCGCCCUCCUUUCAUAUCUACGGCAACGGGCUCGAAUGUCAGACGCUCAAACACCAGGACGCCAAGGACAAAGACCACGAGGUCAUCUCCACAGGAACAGACAGUCCUGAGCUGUGCACGCCGGACACCACGCCGCCUGUAAUAACACCUGAUCUCAGCCCCGUGCUGAGCGUCCCCACCUCGCCCCCUCGCAGCCCGCAGAAGCACGCUCACCGGCCCAGAAACGCCUGCUUCAUGCGGCAGAGCGCAGUGGACGAUCAGGGUGGGGCUGAAAUUCAGGUGUUGGUAGAGGGGCGUGGAAUGGACCUGCAGAAGCCAGGUGCCAACAAUUGCACUGAAGAUGUUUAUCCGGAGCGAGAAGGCAGCAGUCGCUCGACCACUCCCUCUCUGCUGGAAGAGCACGAGACCCAAAUCAACGGCCACGAGCAAGCCCCACUGUCUAAUCACAAACACCGGGAGAAAUCCUUGUCCAAUCACAAGUCCCGGGAUUACAGGGCAUGGGAGCACCCCCUGUCUAAGCAUGCCAGCUCCAAUCACAAAUCGAGAGAGUACUCGUCCUCCAAUCACAAUACAUGGGAUCAUUCCUCCACCAAUCACAAGGCCUGUGAGCAUGCCUCUUCCAACUACAAGCCACAGGUGCACAUUUUAUCCAAUCACAAGGCCUUUGAACAUGACAUGUCCAAUCACAAGACUUCUGAGCAUGCUUCUUCCAAUCACAAGUCCCAAGACUAUAUCUCCUCCAAUCAUCAUGCAAAGGACCAUAUUUCUUCCAGCGUCAAUGCUCGAGAGCAUGACUACUCCAACCAUCAUCCCAAGCAGCACAACCCCUCCACCCACAAGCUCACUGAGCAUGCUGUUAUCGACCAAAGGCUGGACAGCCUCACUGGGGGGUGGACUGCUGAAAGCUCCCUCAGGUGGAGCCCCGCCCACUCUCGCCUCACCGAGCAGGAUGAGGAGAGGAUGAGCGACUACACGGUCGACAUGAGGCUUCACUGUCCGGAUUCACAAACAACGGUGGAACUGGGUCAGGAGUCCCCAGCUCCGCAGAACAACCGUCUGCGAUCGCGGGGCCUACGGCCGGUCCGGGAGGGUUCCAUGGACUCUGUACAGAUGCUGGACAACCUGAAUGUGGGGCCAGAGCUGGAGGAGUGGCCGCUGCACAGGGACCUGACCCUCUCCCCGCCCCUACAGUCUCCGCCCAUCACCCUGGAGCAGGAAGGAGAGCAUCUCAUUAUCAAAUCAAACUCAGGCUCCAGCUCUAUUCUGGUGGUUAUGGUCAUUUUACUCAAUAUUGGAGUAGCCAUUCUUUUCAUCCACUUCUUUAUUUAAACAUUAUGCAGUUAUAAUCUACUAAGACAUAUUGAUAACUACGGUAUAUGACAUUAUCUCUAACUAAGAUGGACGUCCUGCUUGUUGGACCAGAGUGAUGGACACAGCAGAGCCUUUCUAUUGUUGCUACUGGUCGUUCCCCUUCUGUUAAAGCCUGUUUCGGUUCUUUCUUCCUUUUCAGAUGCUUGUUUUGAGCUUGCAAACAUGAGGAGGAGGAGACUUUUUGAGUCAAGAGAGCAGCUUUAAUUGGGACACACAUGCAUGGUUGUCCAUCACCGACAGAUUGAAGGUGGCGCCAGCCUACACAAGAAUAUAGCAACCCUUGUUUCCUGGUUACCAUGACGAUCAUGCUAACCAAGAGCGUGGCUCACUCUCCAUCCUUUAACCCUUUCCCCUCUCCAGUCCCUAUCGGCACUAUGCGCUACGUACAAAACUAUGCUGCAAGAGUAGAACCAUUUUAAAGGGCUCUGUCAUCAUCCUUUUCUUUUUCUUCCAAUACAAACACACACAACCAUUGCAUGAGGCUGUGUACGGUUUGAACAAGUGUGUUCUUUCUAUCCCUUUAAUCGACUCAGUUUCGCCCCGCAUCCAUCACCUUCACCGUCAGCGCCGAAUCGGUCCAGAUUCUCGUCUGAUUCUUGGAAUCAGACGCCAGCACACGCCUGAAUUUACGAUGAGUGGGUGGGAUUUAUAUGUUAAAACACACACAUCAGCACGCAGAGAAUAAAACACGUAAAGCAACCGAGGUUUCAGCCUCGCCCCCCUUUGUACAGCCUGGAGACUGUUAUGUUAUAACCACUAAUUCUAAUAUAUAUGUCGAUGUGUCAUUAUUAUCCGACUUUGUUACUUUUUGUAGUUUGCAAGAUAGAGAGAAUGCUGAGUGCCUCGUAUUUAUUGCUUUCUCCUUUGAAAUGUUCAUUUCUAUGGAGCCCGCGAGGGGACAUGGGGGAUUUUUUUUUUCUUUUGCGCCCCACGCAAUACUUUUGCGUUCGCUCGCAAAAGUUGUUAAUCACCUAUGGUUUAUUUGUCAUAUGUAG